UAUCCGUAUGUAAAAAUGGAAAUGACGACUCUGCCUAAAAUAUUUGUCUGGCAACACAAGUCGCAGUCUGUCUAUUUGAAUUUGAUAAGGCUAUUGGAUUUUGGUUGUUGCAUCAUCGAUUCUAGGCACAAAAUGUCCAACAAAGUGAUUCCCGUGGUCAGGGCUGAAGAGGAAGAGGAAGAGGAGGUCGUAGAUCCACAGACACAGUUAAGAGAAGAAUGUGGCCAGAAACCCGAUGCCCAAAAUUUGUGGGCGAAAUACCAGGAGUGUAACGACCGUGUCAACUCUAGAUCCAACACCGCAGAGACAUGUGAAGAGGAACUGAGGGAUUACUUACAUGUCCUAGAUCACUGUGUCACUAAAGAUCUUUUCAAAAGAUUAAAGUAAAUGUAGGCUUUCUCGUAGAAUUAUUUUAAAUUCACCUUAAAUUGUUGACCUCCUUGUUUUACUACAGUUUUAAGAGUAAACUUAAUUCAUUUAAGGUGGAAUGUAGAUCAUUGAUAAAUUAUUUUACCAUUUAAUAAACAACUGCUCGUUGAUGUUAUUGUUUUUGUAAAUAAACAACAAAUCCACAUUUAA
Messenger RNA from Melitaea cinxia (Glanville fritillary), 579 nucleotides. It is a transcript of the gene UQCR-11, whose product is annotated as cytochrome b-c1 complex subunit 6, mitochondrial. The coding region runs from base 16 to 387 and encodes 123 amino acids. Gene Ontology annotation, biological process: mitochondrial electron transport, ubiquinol to cytochrome c. The transcript has 3 exons. The record is from RefSeq and is a predicted model, not a curated record. NCBI's taxonomy places the organism in Eukaryota, Metazoa, Arthropoda, Insecta, Lepidoptera, Nymphalidae.